AUGUCUGGCCCUUCUGAAAAUGUCUUUCAGCCUCAUCUGCAUUCUACGCGGUCAUUUACCAGAAUGGACAGCUCAGAUGUGAAAAUCUCUGUUGAGGAUUCGAAGCCACCUCUGUCGUCACCAGUCAAUGAGGGGCAGGUAAAUGGACCUGAUGUGUUCGAAAGACGGGGUUCCGCAGACUCGAGCACUGCAGGCGAUGGGCAGACAGACGAAGGGUUUGUCCUUUCACGCAGCCUGCAUGAUCCCUCGGAGGAGCUUCCGAUUGAACUAGUCAGUCUCGCAGAUCGGUUUGUUAAGUCACUGAGCGCCAAAGUACACAACUCGCCUCCCACGAUCGAUAAGAUUUCCGAGCUAUUUCAAGUCUUCUAUAGCCGCGCCGAGUCCCACAUCGGCACCCACAUAUCUGCCCUUGCCACUCGUAUCAACCGGGAGCUUUUGCCUCAGCUCCCUGCAAAACCUACGCGGGGAAAUCCCCUGUCAAAAUUAAGCAGCAAACCUUCUCAGGAUGAUGUCAAGCAAGCGGGCUCAGGUCGCCAAAUGUUGACCGCGUCGGAAGUAGCUGAAAGGCGGAAGGCUCGUAAGGAUCUUGAAAGCAAACGAAGUGCCUUGGAGGAGGCCGCAGAACGAAGGGUCUGCGAGCUAGUUUACGACAAGAUCUGGAGACACGGAAGCACACUGGAUGAUGUGCGGGAUGAAAAGUUGCGGUCCAAAACCGCGGCUUUGCUCUUGGUUGGAAUUAACUUGAAAGAUCUCGGGAUCGAUCUAGAUCUCGAAUCAAUCGAUGAACAGAAGCAAGACGAGGCGAACGAGUUUCUUGCUCAAGCUCGAGUAUAUCUCACCAAGAUGAACGAUUAUAAAUACCCUCUUGGAAAGCUUCAACAGCUUGCAGCGGCCCACAAGGCUAUCGUUGACGCACUCACUAAGCUCCUGCCGUCUUCUUCGUCCGCAGAUGAGAUCCUACCAACUUUGAUCUAUUUACUUGUGACUUGCCCCCCUGAAGGAAUAAACAUUAUCAGCAAUCUAGUAUUCAUCCAGCGGUUCAGGUCAUCAAGCAAAGUUGAUGGAGAGACCGCUUAUUGCUUGACCAACCUCGAAGCCGCGAUAAGCUUUUUAGAAAACGUCGAUCUUUCUACAUUGCGCGCCGAUGAACUGCAGGAUGGCCCUCUCAAAACCCCCGAAACAACAACGCCCUCUUCAGAACAUGUUGAUCCUUUCCGGCCAUCCAAAGAGACUGCAACAUCAUCUUUAACAAUUGUAUCUGCAUCGCCGGAAUUGUCAAAGCCAGAAAUUAAAGAGCCUACCGCGUCGACAUUACCCAGACCCCGCCUCGCUACCACGCCACAGCAACGACGUCUCAGCAACCUUUUCCAGCCCCCUGCCAAAGUACUCGGGGCUGCAAAUGAUGCCGUUCGAACCACUGCGGAUCAAGGUUUGAAAAACAUCGGUGCUACCUUGGACAGCAGUUUCAACUUUCUUUUUGGUCGUUUAAAGGAAAUGCAAAGUAACCAACCACUGGAGGGAAAUGGGCCUGUGCUUCCAAAGACAUUGGCCGAAGCUCGUCGUCUAGUGACCCUGCCGCCUGCUUCUGCAACCAACCAAAUUCUGACACAGGGAGAAUUGGCAGCGAUCAACUCUGUUUCUGUGGACGAAAGCACGCCUCUGCGCAGCAGCUCAAGGCUCACAGAGCCCUCCAGCGGUGGUCCUACCCCUCGUGACCGGAGUGUGGACAGUACCCGAACCCAGGGCAGCGGCAAAAAGUCCAUCACUACAUCGCUGCGCGAAGAGUUUGCAAAUAAUUCGCCGAUCAGCCCAACCCCCCUAGAAUCAAUGCGAAGCUUUGGCAACACGCUCAACCCUCUGAACCACAUUCCGGGCAUGAUGAAGAGCUUUAGCCGCAACAUGCCAGAGACUCCCACGGGUAACUCCGUAUCCCCUUCUGGGCUUGACCGGUUUAAACCAUCGCCUGCUUUGACUGAAGGCGCCAGUAGCGCAGCCAGCCCGCUCCCUAAUUCUUCAUUGAAGAUCGAUCCUCCAAUUCAGCGUUUCCUUGAGACACAAGACGUGCGCGAUCUCCGUAUCGGGGAUGUGGCUCUUCUGCUAGAAGAUUAUAAGAGACUUGCCGCAGCUCUCUCCAAACCGUAA
This is a messenger RNA of Penicillium soppii, 2142 nucleotides long. RefSeq names its product VPS9 domain-containing protein. The record is from RefSeq and is a predicted model, not a curated record. Gene Ontology annotation, biological process: vesicle-mediated transport. Gene Ontology annotation, cellular component: cytosol; endocytic vesicle. Gene Ontology annotation, molecular function: guanyl-nucleotide exchange factor activity; small GTPase binding. Lineage: Eukaryota; Fungi; Ascomycota; Eurotiomycetes; Eurotiales; Aspergillaceae. The coding region runs from base 1 to 2142 and encodes 713 amino acids. The transcript is spliced from 2 exons.